GGGGAAAUGUCAAGGAGACUUAGAUUUUAGACUUCAAAGUAAAUUUAUUCAAUCUGAGGAAGAUAUCAAAAUUUUAAUAAAAAGCAUGAUAUCGGAAGAAAUAAACAAAGGACAAACACAGUUUGAACAAAUAUUGACAGCUGUUUCAGAAACUCGUAAGAAAGUAGAUGAAAAAUGCGAACAUCAUGAAAAUUCCCAACACAAAGCAAAACCUAUUGAAAACUCAAUGUCAAUUAAAUUUAAAAAAGCUGUUGAAGAAACUAGAAAUGUUCAAAGGAGAGUUGUUGAUUUGAUGGAAAACAUAAGAAAUGAUACAACGAGUAUUAAUACAAAAACAAAAGAAGUCGAGAAGGAAGUAGAAAAAAUAACAUCUCUAAUCAUGGAACUAAGUGAGUUUAUAGAAGCUUUCGAUGAAAAUGUACAAAUGACAACACUCCGAAAAGAUAUUGAUAGGACAGAAAAAGGAAACCAUAUUCCACUGCAGAAGAAAACCGAGAGAGAAAAUAUCCAAUUUGAACUGUUAUAUAUUGUACUGACUUUACUUUUUCUAGUGUCAUGUUUAAAUGUCAUAGUCUUAUUGUGUCUGUUUAACAAAUUUGUGAAACGUACUGCUGUACUGGAGCAUGGACCAGAAGAAACAAAAACGUCAGUAAUGCAACAAAUCCAGAUCAUGUUGAGAAGCUUGAAGAUUCUCUCUGCAUCGUAAGCUUUGAUGAAUCAUCCAGCAGGACAAAUCAUCUUUCAAUGACUAAACAAAUUGCAGAAUAUGGUGAACUAAAACUACAGACGAAAAGAGUUGUCAUUAAAAAAAACAGCCUUGAUGAUCUGAAAGAUAGCAUUCCGCCUUCUAAGGUCUUCCUUGUGUAUAUUGAUUACAACGAAGAAAAUUUGAUCCUAGAUAAAUCAGAAAAAAGUGGUACAAGGCGACAAACAGUGAAAUACUUGAUGAAAACCAAUG
Saccostrea cuccullata (small rock oyster) is the source of this 958-nucleotide messenger RNA. RefSeq lists its product as uncharacterized. The record is from RefSeq and is a predicted model, not a curated record. NCBI's taxonomy places the organism in Eukaryota, Metazoa, Mollusca, Bivalvia, Ostreida, Ostreidae. The transcript is spliced from 4 exons. The coding region runs from base 86 to 706 and encodes 206 amino acids.